AUGCUACAGUGGCGCGAAGUCGCUUUCCCCUUCCGCCGCGGCACCAAGAGAGGCAUCUCGCGCGUCGUCUUCGCGCCGCCCGCGCGUGCACAGGGCACGCGUAAGUCGCCAGGUUCCCGCGCGGCGCCUCUCGGCGCGAGGGCUGAGGGGCGCGAAGGCGAGCGACUGAGAUCUGACGGCCUCGCCGCCGCGCCGACGCACGAGUUCCUCUGCAUCCUAGUUGAGGGCGACGCGCCGGAAGGUGGGGAACCGAGCCACGCAGAGGAGGGACUCAGGGAAAGCGACGUGCAGGACUGGCGGAAAAACGCAGAGAAGCCGCCUGAGAGGAGAGAUGCAGAGAGUGCGGCGGGGGCGGACCUUGGCCAGGGAGAGCGCGCCGGCGCGCUGCCGGCAGUUGAGGUCUUCGAUAUCAAGCAUGGCGUCUCGCUGAAAUGGCGAGCCACCUCUCCAACGGUGCCCACCGCACCGACCUGCGCGGCCUUCUCGCCCGACGCGUCGAUUCUCGCCGUCGGGUGCCGCUGUGGCUCGAUCCUCCUCUUUCUCUCCCUGUCUGGAGAGUGCGUCGCGCGGCGAAUCUCUUCGGCGGCUGUUGCACCACCCGUGUGCGACGUGAGCCAGCGGCUGCGGCGCGCGCUGACGCUCCCCGAGAGGGAGGCCCUCGCGCUCGGCGCCCUGACGACUGCGGUCGGAGGGGAAUCGGGGACGCGGUCGCGGCGCCCUGAGGGGCGAAGGAGACAGCUGCAGCGAGGCGGACGCAGAGCGACCCCGCUGGGAGGGAGGGCGAGCUGCAGAUGCGGGGAGGUUAGCCAGUGCUCAGAAGACGCACGUGCGAGCGACGCGGAAGGCGAAGUUCUAUUCGAUGAAGAAGAGUCGGCCUGCGGCGAGCACCGCGCCGCCAUCGUGUCGCUUCACUGGGUCGACACCGCCUCGUGGAUGCGCGAAGGACGCGACGAACUGCGGGAGUUCCUCGAGGCUGUCGCAGCCUCCGACAAGCCGCAGCCGCUGGGCGUCGGCUCGCCGCCUGGCGAGGAGGCAUCGCGCGUUUCGCCCUCUGCGUUGUUCCUUUCCGCGGUGUCUCCUUCCUCCCCUGUGGCUCCUCCCCCUGCGGUGCUGCAGCCGCCCGCGCUCCGGUUGCCCUCUGCGUCCCUCGCGCUCUUUUCGCUCGAUGCUUCAGGCGUCGGGAGCCUCUCUCUGGAGGGUCGCUUGCCGCUUUUUCGCCUUCGGCUGCUCACGGACUUGCACGGCCUCGCAAACACGUCGCCUGCGCUCGCUGCCGCCCUCGCCCCCUCGCCCGCUGACGCACCUGCCUUGUCGCCCUUACGUUCUUUAGCGCCGCGCUGCGCGAGGGCUGACCGCAGUGGCGCCCGAGCACCGCCUGCCGCUGCGUCCUGCCGCGCGACCUGUGAGGAGGAUGCGGCCGCAGGCUGCGGCGGGCUGCGCCGCGCGUCUGCGCCUCAGCGCCCGGCCGCGGCGCCUGCCUGCGCUUUGCCUAGGCUCGCGCCUCCCGAGUCUCUGCAGCUGUUCGCCACCGCGUCAGCAGCUUCGUCCUUCUCCCCCUUCGCGUCCACGCCCCUGUCUCCCUCGUGCGCGACGUCGCUUCCCCCCUCUUUUGUGUUCCCUUCGCCCUAUUCGCACGCGCCCUCGCCGAUGUCGGCCUCUGCCGCGGAGGCGUCGGGGUCUCCGCGCUUCCAGCGCGCGGCGGGCGACGGCGGAAAGGCCGCAGAGGCGAUGCCGCAAGAAACAGCCGCGUGCGCAGGGCGCCGGAUCGCGUUCACCGAAGAGGAGGCCGCUGGUGGCGCGGCUCCGCGGAGAGAGAAGCGAGACCUGUGGAAGCUCAGCGAGGCGUUUUCGACUGGGGCGGCGGCGGCGGCCUACGGCGACGCAGAAAAGGGCGAGAGAGGCUCGGCGGGCGGAGAAGAGAACGAGAAGAAUCGACUGUGGCAGUUCAAACGCGAGGGGCUGGAGGGCGGCGAGGCGCGCCUCCGCGGCGCGACGGAGAGCGUCCGAGACGCGGAGGCCUUGCGCACUCUGCAGAGGGGUCGCGGACAAGCCGCAGGGCAGGCGGACAUAAAGCCGCACAGACGGCCGCCCUGCGAGGUCGCAGGCGACAAAACACGAGGAGAGCCUCCGCAGUCAACGAAGGGCGAGACGGCAGAGUUCCCCGAGCAGAGAACGCUGACGGCAGCGGCGCGAGCCACAGGGCGAGGCGUCAGCAACUGCGGAGAAGACGAGAAUAAGGCGGUGACGAGCGAGCGCAUGGACUGGGAAGCAGGCGAGGACACUGAAGGUGCUGCGGAGACUCGAGAGACGCCUCCACCGCGCGUCGCUGGGCGGCUGUGGGGCGUUCAAUCCGCCGCCAUGUCGCCUGAUCUCUCUUCGCUGGCGCUCGUCCUGUGGACGACGCCUCUGCUCGCGUCUCCGCAGCGGCCCUCCCCCCCCGACCUCGGCCAGGAGGCGCAGGGACCUGCGUCCCCCCGCGCGGAGUCGGCGCCACAGGAGGGGAAUCGGGGCGCCGCGCGCCCCGAUCUGCGGACCGGAGUUCGGCCUUUCUCUGCGCCGCCAGGCUGCGCCUUCGCGUCUUCGGUGCCGACCGCCUCGUCGCCUUCGGCUGCAGCAGCCGCGUCGGGCUCCACGCGCUGCUCUGGCGCGGCAUUGUUCUUCCGGGCCUCGGCGGCACCUGGGACCCUGUGCCCGCCGUCGUCCGUCGCGCGAGCCCAGGAGCGGCGCGAGCGCGAGCUGCUGGUGGAAGCGCUGCAGCCUCAGUCCACCUUGCCCUCGGCGUUUCCGCCGCUCUCCAUCCGCGCGCCGCUCGCGCUCUCCCCCUCGCCCUCGACCGGCGCCGUCUCCGCGGCCGCGCCGCUGUCUGCCUCGCCCUUCCGUCGGGCUUCAGCCGCGCCCGUGCCCCCUUCGUCCCCUUCUGAGCUCGCGCGAAGCUCGCGAGUUAAGCGAAGCCCGCGAGUUGCGAGGAGGGGCGAGUCGGGCGCCGCGGCCGUCGCCUGCGUCUCUGUGGAUUGCGCCGGGCGCACUGAGGCAACGGAGCCUGCACAUGACUGCGGAGGCGGACGCGCGUGCGAGAAUGCUUUCUCAAACAGCAACGUGGCGCGGGGCCGAGGCCCGGAAGGGCGCUUGGAGCCCUCGCCGCGGUCAAAGCGCCCGAUGGCGCUCGCCUUCGAGGGAGACGAGCGAGGGAGCGAGCGCUCGCCCGACGCCGAGGGUCCCCGCGGCUGCGCAGCCGCGGCCGGUCGCGGCAGUUCACCUUUGCCGCAGCACCGGCGCGUUAAGAAGCCGCGCAGCGACGUGGGCGACGGGCGAGGAGACGCGUGCGCUGCGUUCGCUUCGUUCGGCGCGUUCGCUGCUGCCGCCGCGUGCGAACUUCCCAGCGAUAGCGAAGCAGCCGGCGAGAGGCGCGCAUCCCCCGCCCUCGCCAUGGAAGCCGCACGGGCGCCGCGCAACGCGAGACGCAGCGGGACGGGACUGAGAGAGGCGACUGCAACACGACGCUGUCCGGCGGUCGGGGCAGGUGGGAGGGGAGAAAGAGAAAAAGCAGGGGAGCAAGAGGUGCGGGCAGACGGCCGAGGAGGCAGGGGAUGGAGCCGCGAUCACGCGACAAGCGAAGAGGAAGCCGCACAGGCGCCGGGGUUCUUCGUGGAGAUGAGAGUCGUCAGCGCGCUCGCAGGCCAGCCGCGGCUAGUGAAAGGCACAAGCGAGCAGGGCGAAGGCGAUCCCGGAGCGACGGGCGAGGCAAAGGAAGGAGGCGCAAGUUGGGAUGAAGCGAAGGCCGGCCGAAGCUCCGCGGCGUGCUGGACUGCGGAGGUCCACGACCGCGGGCUCGCGGCAGUUUUCGAUUUUUCGCAGCUCGCCUUCCACAGCCGAUGCAGAACGCAAAGCCUCCAUCUUCUCGCCGCUGCACAGGCCGACCUGCUUUUCGCAGUCGACGUUCUGCGGCGCGUCUGUUCGCUCUGGGCGGUCUUCUCCGCGCCCUUCGCCGACCUCCUCGAGUGUAUGUACACCGCAGCCGACGCGCCGGCGGCCUCCGCUGAGCCUCCAGCGGGCGAGCAGAGGCCUGCGAAGGGACAUGGAAACUCUUCGCCGAGCGCCUUCGAAAGGGAACGCGAAGGCGUUUCCGAGGAUGAUGCGGAGGCGGAGAUGGAAGACGACACGGAGCCUGCGACGCUGUCGAGCCUGCGCAGUGAGGACGGAGCGAUUAUGCAUGCUGCUGGGAGAGCAAAGCGCAGCGAGGCGCGUCGCUGCGCGAGAGAUCGUCGGCUGAGACAACACGUUGCGUUCUCGCUGGCACUUGGCUACCCGACGAACGCGCUGGUGGCUGCGUUGACGCGUUUGUGCGGAGACGCGAAGUGGCGAGCGAGCAGCGACGAUGAGACCGCUGAGGCUCAGAGGCGCGAAGGCUGCAUGCCUGAAAGGAAUUGGACGCAGGACGAGACCGGAAAGAGACUGCGAAGCGAAGACGACUCGAGGAAAGACACUCUCACUGCAGCGCGACAAGCGAGCGAGGCGGGGGAGCAGCUUGCGCAGGUCACCGCUCUUGUGCAUCCCGUCCUCGAGGCUUUGCUGCUGCCUGUGAUACGCCGCGCGCGUCGUCUCGCCUGCGGCGCGCGUCGGUUCGCCCGUUUCUCAGGCCUCGACGGCCCCAGUCUGUCUGCGUCGUUUCGUUCUCAUCUUGCUCCCGCUCCUUCGUCUUCUCACUCGGCGCGAGACGCCUCCCGGCAGCCGCCAGAGUCGCGUCAGGCCCCAGCCUCUACGCCGUCGUCGCGCGGCUGGCGGCGGAAACCGAAGAGCGAACGAGGAGAGGACUGCCUCAGCACGCGCGCGCCGGCCUUCGCGCGGCUGCUCGCGCGCGUGGUAGCGCGCCUGGAGGACUUGGAAGUCAGGCUCGCAUCGCUUCGUCUCCGCCUUGCGGAAGGCGUCGCCUUGCAGCUCGCCUUUAGCCUGUGGGUCGCGGCGUUGCUGUCGCAUCUCGUCCUGCCUUCGUCGGCUUCAUCGGCGGCCGCUUCUUCUUCGCGGUCAGGCCGGCGCCGAGCAAGCGACAGCCCACACGCCCGAGGGCAGACGCAGCGUGGGACUGCUCAGCGAGCGCCUGAAGAGAACAACGAGGAGAUGCCGCGCGAAGCCUCGGCCGCCCCUUACGCCUUCUCCACAGAAAUCCCCUUCGCGGCUGCGAGCUUCUCUAAAUCGCAGUCCGAAGCGAAAGCGAAACACGGAAAAUCCUGCGAAGCAGACGCAGAGAGGAGAGGCUCCGGCAGCGGACGCGACGAUGCGGAAGUUGACCACUUGAGCGGCCCCCGCCUGCGUGGCCUGCUCGCCGCCGCCAAGGACUCGCCUUAUAUUUGGAGACAAGUGAGCUCCGCCGUGUCCUCUGGCGAAGGGCGCACGCCGGCCCCCGACGCAGAGAGGCUUUCCGCGGAGGCUCCGGUACACUGUUCCUCGAUUCAGUCGACGGAUUGGGAGCGAGACUUCGAGGAGGUCUUGCGCAUUCUGCGGAGGUCUCGCGCGCCGCUUCACCUUGGAAACAUUGGCUGCUUCCUUGGCGGUUUGCGAGAGCCGUCCGAACCUUCGCUUCUUUCGCUCGCGCGGGCCACGCUCAACGACAUGCGCCUCGCGUGGGACAACUGCAGGCAGGACGUCACGCUCUCGCAAGGCCAAAGCGCGCUGCGCGCGCCUUCUCGUUCUUCUUGUUCUUCGUCAUCGUUUUUUUCGUCUUCUCUUUUUUCAUCUCGGCCUUCCGUGUCGCUGGGCGCCUUGACGCUACUGCCUCGGGUGUCGCGGCGGACUCGCGUGUCGCUGCUGCAUGUGUCUUCGGCCUCGAGGCGCCGCGCGAGCGCCGCCGCGUCUAUCGCGAGAGUGCUCUGCAGAGGCUCCGGCGGCAGCAAAGCGUCCGCAGCGGCGGCACCGGAAGCCGCGUGCGCCGCUCGCAGCCUGGAAAGGUUUGCGAUCUGCUGGGCCUCUGACGAGCCGGCGCCUGGCGCACUUCAACUCACUUCCGAUGCGGGCGAGGUUCUGGGUGAGCCCGCGCCGUUCCCGCGUUCUUCCGCGGCUCUGCCGUCGCCCUCGCGACUGGCGCCUCGCGGACUCUGCUGGCUGCACCACUGCGUGAUCGCUUCUCGCGCGGCGCGCGUUGUCUCGCUGCCUGUUGGCGGAGACGCGCGCGCGAGUUGGCGUCCUCUCCCCGCGGCGUGUGCGCUUCUCGCGCGGCCACUGAAGACCGUCGCGGUGCGUCUCGCGCUGCCUGCGUGCGAGGCCGCGGCACGCGCCUCGAGCCGCCUCUCGUUCUCUCCCUCGCCUGCCUUUUCGUCGCUUACAGCUGCCUCCUGCGCGUCUGCGCGUCUCUCGGCGUCGCUCUUGAGGCCGACGGCUGCGGCGGAGGCGCGUAUGACUCUGAAAAGCGCCGCGUCGCUGUCUUCGUUCUGCUCGCCUCUGGCGCUACCUCUCGCUGCGGCGCCUCCGCUCUUCGCCUGCUCGCCGUCUCUGCGCUCUCCGUUCGCGCGAGGCUCGGAGUCGCUGUGGAGCGCCGCAGCGGUCGCCAAGACGCCGCUGCCGCCGCUGGAACGCUUCCGCACAUUCGAGCUGCAGGACGGCGACGCGGCGGCGGCUGAGCGGGCGCUGACCGCCGCGAUGCCUGCGCACCUUGCGGAUGCGUGCGACGUGUGUCUUCUCUCUGAAAAGGAAGUCUGCGUCGCCGUGGCAGUCUGGCGUGAGCCGGCGGUGAUUCUCCUUCGGCUUCUCGGGACGCAUUCCGAGUCUCGCACGCCGGGGGGCGGCGCGAGAGACGGCGGAGGGCGAACGCCUCGAGGCCGCGAAGCAGACGACGACUACGAAGACGCGCAGGAUGAGAGCGGCGACAGCUCAGGGCUGCGCGGCGCGGAGGCGUCUUUCCGCCUUCUCAGGGGAUUCCGCAGCGGCCUGGAGGAGAAGGGAUGCGAGGCGAAGCGCGCGAGCAGCGAGACGCAUCACCACACCGCGAAGCAUGCAGAGGACGAUGAUCUUCUGCUAGCCGCGAACGCCAUCACGGUGAGUGCCCGCCGAAAACAAAACGAGGAGGGUCUGAAAACGCCUACGGUUACGGGAGUGAGAGGCGCACGCAUGCCUUCAGGCUCGCAGGGCUCUGUCUUUCUUCAGACGCCGGUGCUUUUUGCCGCUGUCGCGUCCUUCGCGCAAGGCUGCGCUAUCCUCCCUGCGUCGCGGGCGCUUCUGCUUCCUCCUGCUGAGGGAGCCGUGAGGCCACGUGAGGCGCAGAAAAUGGAGAGCGAGCAGAAGGUCUUCGACGCCUCUGAGCGGCGCGGAGCGACCGCAGGCAAACAGAGGCCUCCUGCCGUCGAGGGCGGCUGA
Molecule: messenger RNA, 7344 nt
Organism: Besnoitia besnoiti
Lineage: Eukaryota; Apicomplexa; Conoidasida; Eucoccidiorida; Sarcocystidae
Exons: 10
Coding region: 1-7344 (2447 amino acids)
Source: RefSeq, a predicted model, not a curated record